Molecule: messenger RNA, 2287 nt
Organism: Penaeus indicus
Lineage: Eukaryota; Metazoa; Arthropoda; Malacostraca; Decapoda; Penaeidae
Product: sodium-coupled monocarboxylate transporter 2-like
Exons: 12
Coding region: 204-2054 (616 amino acids)
Biological process (GO): sodium ion transport; transmembrane transport
Cellular component (GO): membrane
Molecular function (GO): symporter activity
Source: RefSeq, a predicted model, not a curated record
UCCUGCUUAACUCGGCCAGGUGGAGUUGUGCGUGCGUGUCAGCUGCUGUCCAACACGUAGCCUGGACAUCGGUUGUGUAGUGCGAAAGACCCCUUCGAGAUCGGAUACGCGGGCCGCCCAUUGCCAGCCCUCGGAACACCCCGACUGGAACCUCGACACACGAUUCAGAUAACAAGAGACGAGCUGACCCCAAGACCCUCAACAUGGCGGUCAAUAUCGACGAACUGGUGGAGAGGUUUACCUGGAUCGACUACACGGUAUUCGGCUUUAUGCUUGCCAUAUCCGCUGCCAUCGGUAUUUUCUAUGGCGUGUGUGGCAAGAAACAGAACACAAGCGAUUUCCUCAUGGCUGGCAAAUCCAUGACCACUUUCCCCGUUGCUAUGUCUUUAAUUGCUAGUUUCAUGUCCGCCAUCACGCUUCUCGGGACGCCGUCGGAGGUCUAUCAGUUCGGUUUCCUUUACUGGCUCAUCGGGUUCUCGUAUUUCUUCGUCAUGCCUUCGGCGGCUUACCUGUACUUCCCUGUCUUCUAUAAGCUGCAGGUGACGUCCGCGUACGAAUACCUGGAACGACGCUUUCACCGAGUCGUUCGUUAUAUCGGAUCCUUUACUUUCAUUAUCCAGAUGAGUCUCUACAUGGCCAUUGUCGUGUACGCCCCCGCCCUCGCCCUGGCUCAGGUCACGGGUCUCAAUGUCUAUGUGUCCGUCAGUCUGAUUUGCUUCGUGUGCAUCUUCUACACUACACUUGGAGGCAUGAAGGCUGUGCUUUGGACUGAUGCUAUCCAGAUGAUCAUCAUGUACGGCAGCAUGAUGUUCGUGAUCAUCAAGGGCGCCAUAGACGUGGGCGGCUUCGAGUACGUGUGGCAGAAGAACGUGGAGAGUGGGCGCGCCGAGCUCGUCAACUUCGACCCGAACCCGACCACAAGACACACCUUCUGGACGCUGAUUGUGGGCGGUUAUUUCACCUGGAUCACGAUUUACGGCGUUAAUCAAGCUCAGGUGCAGCGCUACCUCUGCGUCCAGACCAAGCAGAUGGCCAUCAACGCCCUCUGGAUCAACCUCGUCGGCCUCUUCAUCCUCAUGAUCUCCUGCGCCUUCGGUGGGAUGGUCGUGUACGCUCGCUACUGGGACUGCGACCCCGUCCGCUCGGGCGUCGUGUCCAAGGGCGAUCAGCUGUUUCCCCUCUUCGUGAUGGACACCCUCGGCCAGUGGUACGGCCUGCCCGGGCUCUUCGUGGCCGGCAUCUUCUCCGGCGCUCUCAGCACCGUCUCCUCUGGAAUGAACUCGCUGGCUGCCAUCGUCCUCGAAGACUACGUGAAGGCCGGCUGCUGCCCUGACAUCAGCGAGAAGAAGGCCACUUUGCUGUCCAAGGUUCUCUCUCUCUUCUUCGGUCUCCUCACCUUCGGAUUGGUGUUCGUGGCCGAGCAGCUUGGCAACAUCUUGUCUGCCGCUCUGAGUAUCUUCGGCAUGGUUGGAGGCCCUCUGCUCGGGGUCUUCACCUUGGGCAUGUUCUUCCCGUGGGCGAACUCGAAGGGCGCCUUCACUGGUCUCCUAACGAGUCUCGUCUUCAUGUUCUGGAUCGGCGGAGGCCACCAAAUCGCUCGCUCGUACGGCCAGAUCACGUUCGACAGGAAGAUGACGAGCAUCGAAGGCUGCAACUUCAACGAGACCACGACCAUCAGACCCGAGCCACUUGUGGCCGAAGAACCGGUCGAGGAGCCCCUGGCCCUCUACCGCCUCUCCUACAUGUGGUACUCCGCCACAGGAUGCUUCACCGUCAUCGUCGUCGGCCUCUUGGUCUCCUUCCUGACAGGACUGCAGAAUGUAAGGACUCUUGACCCCAGGACUCUCUCCCCUGCCAUCUUCUGGUUCAGGAGGUUCAUUCCGGGCAUCGAAGGACUCGGGGAGGACUUUGUUGACGAAGAGGAAGGCCUUCGAACACACCAGAGCUCGGUUUCCCUUGGCAACAUCAACCCCGCCUUCGACACGACCGUUAAGGAGAAAUACACGCCGAAAAGUAACGGUUUUACUCCAGAGAAAGAGAGUUCGAAACUGUAGACUUGCUGGGCGGGAAAUGGGUCUGUUUUUAAACCCAUUUUAGCAUUUUUUUUCCCUAUAUGUAGAUAUAUAAGAAUAUCUAUUCUUGUGGUUGUGUUCGCGUGGUAGAAAUAUUAGAAUGAAUAUAUGUAGAUGUUUUCUCCUCUUUCUGCCCUGUAUAUGCUUUGAGGCGUUUCAAGACAUAUUCUUUUUUGAAUGUGAUGAGUGGAUGCGACUUUGAAUAUGUUUUUUUU